AUGACACAGACCACAUCGAUUACCGGCCCAGGACUUGAUAACGCUUCAAUCGACCCGCACGCGGUCACGAUCUCUGGGAUCGUGCUCAAUCCGAGCUAUACCCCUGAGAAUCUGCCGGUUUCGCUCCAGAACUUUGAACGCGAUAUCAACAAUCCUGGCGAGUUUCCCUACACGCGUGGAUUGUUCCCGCAGGGGUACCUGACUCGUCUGUGGACGAUGCGUCAGUUCGCAGGGUUUGGUUCAGCGGACGACACUAACCAGCGAUUCAAGUACCUGCUCGAAGCCGCGAAGACUUCGACGAAGGCGAACACCGGUCUUUCGACCGCGUUUGACCUCCCCACUUUGAUGGGACGCGACUCGGACGACAUGCUGUCGAUCGGUGAGGUCGGCAAGUGCGGCGUCGCGAUCGACACGAUCGAGGACAUGCAUCGCUUGUACGCGGACAUCCCGAUCGAUCAGGUGACGGUCUCGCAAACGAUCAACGGCCCCGCGUGUGUGAUCUGGGCGAUGUACCUCGCGAUGGCGAAGCAACGCAAUAUCGGAUGGGACACGCUCGGCGGGACGCUCCAGAACGACAUCCUCAAAGAGUUCCACGCUCAAAACGAGUUUAUCUAUCCGCCCGAGGCAUCGACCAAGCUGGUCGUGGACACGAUCGAGUUCCAGUCGCAGCAUCUCCCGAAGUGGAACAGUGUUUCGAUCUCGGGGUAUCACAUCCGCGAAGCGGGAUCGUCGGCACCUCAGGAGCUCGCGUUUACGCUGCGGGAUGGGAUGGAGUAUGUCGAGGCAUGUCUGCUUCGCGGGAUGGACAUCGAUCAGUUUGCGCCGCGUCUGUCGUUCUUCUUCAAUGCUCACAACGAGUUCUUUGAGGAGAUCUGCAAACUCCGCGCCGCUCGUCGGAUCUGGGCGCGGAUGAUGCGGGAUCGCUAUGGCGCCAAGAACAAACGGUCUUGGUUCAUGAAGACCCACGUCCAGACGGCGGGGUGCUCGCUCACUGAGCAGCAGCCGCUCAACAACAUUGUCCGCGUCGCGUACCAAGCGAUGGCUGGGGUGCUUGGCGGGUGUCAAUCGCUGCACACCGAUUCGAUGGAUGAGACGCUUGGGCUCCCGACAGAACAAGCCGUGACUGUCGCGCUGCGCACGCAGCAGAUCCUCGCGCACGAGACUGGGGUCACGCGUACCGUCGAUCCGCUGGGCGGUUCGUACUUCAUCGAGGAGCUCACGGACAAGAUCGAAGCGGAGGCGCUCGCGUACAUCGAGGAGAUCGACAACAUGGGCCGCGGCCCUUGGAAACCUGAGCACGCGACGACCUCGAAUAUCGAUGAGGGCGGCGCGGUCAACGGGAUUCACAAGGGAUACUUCCGCCGUCAGAUCGCCGAGGCGAGUUACCGGUUUAGCGAGGAGUGCGAAGCCGGGGAUCGGAUCAUCGUUGGGGUCAACCAGUACACGGACGACAACGAGGAGCGUCCGAUCGACAUCCUCACGAUCUCGGAGGAGGUCGAACGCGUCCAGAACGAACGACUCGCGGAGUUCAAGUCACGGCGUGACGACGCGGCGGUCGAAGCCGCCCUCGAAACCAUCCGCGAGGAUGCGCGUGCGAACAAGAAUGUGAUGCCGGCUCUGGUUGAGGGGGCACUCGCAAACUGCACGCUCGGCGAGAUGGUGCAGGCGAUGGCGGAUAUUUAUGGGCGGUAUACUGGCGGGCCUGAGUGGUAA
This is a messenger RNA of Symbiodinium sp. CCMP2592, 1713 nucleotides long. The record is from the annotation of a GenBank genome assembly. Lineage: Eukaryota; Dinophyceae; Suessiales; Symbiodiniaceae.